This is a messenger RNA of Acomys russatus (golden spiny mouse), 945 nucleotides long. Its product is annotated as olfactory receptor 1009. Gene Ontology annotation, molecular function: olfactory receptor activity; odorant binding; G protein-coupled receptor activity. Gene Ontology annotation, cellular component: membrane. The record is from RefSeq and is a predicted model, not a curated record. Gene Ontology annotation, biological process: sensory perception of smell; G protein-coupled receptor signaling pathway. The coding region runs from base 1 to 945 and encodes 314 amino acids. The transcript has a single exon. Lineage: Eukaryota; Metazoa; Chordata; Mammalia; Rodentia; Muridae.
AUGGCGGGUGAGAACUACACAAGGAUCACAGAAUUCAUUUUCAUUGGCUUGAGAUGCCACCCUAAGCUUCAGGUCUUCCUGUUCUUGCUCUUUCUGCUUUUUUACCUGAUUACCAUGACAGGGAACUUGGGUAUGAUCAUUCUUAUCCGUGUAGAUUCUCGACUUCACACUCCCAUGUACUUUUUCCUCAGCCAUCUUUCAUUUGUGGACAUCUGCUUCUCAUCAGUCGUGGGCCCAAAGAUGCUCAUGGACUUCUUUGCAGACAGAAAAGCCAUAUCUUUUCUGGGCUGUGUCUUGCAGCAAUGGUUCUUUGGUUUCUUUGUGGCCAUUGAGUGCCUACUCUUGGCAUCCAUGGCCUAUGACCGCUAUGUGGCCAUCUGUAACCCACUGCUGUAUUCGGUGGCCAUGUCCCAGAGACUCUGCAUACAGCUGGUGGUAGGACCCUAUGCUGUUGGUUUCUUCAACACCAUGACCCAUACAACAGCUGCUUUCAGACUUCCCUUUUGUGGCUCCAACAUUAUCAAUCACUUCUUCUGUGACAUGUCUCCUAUCCUUUCCCUCAUAUGUGCUGACAUAUGGAUCAACAAACUGCUGGUUUUCAUUGUGGCAGGAGCUGUAUUGGUUGUCAGCAGCACCACCAUCAUAAUCUCCUACUUUCAUAUCCUCGUUGCCAUCUUGAGGAUCCGCUCUGCUGAAGGGAGGAGGAAAGCUUUCUCUACCUGCUCAUCCCAUGUCACAGCCGUCUCCAUUUUGUAUGGGACUCUCUUCUUCAUCUAUGUGCGGCCGAGUGCUAUUUCUUCUCUGGACCUCAACAAGGUGGUAUCUGUGUUCUACACAGCGGUGAUUCCCAUGCUCAAUCCACUCAUCUACAGCCUGAGAAAUAAGGAAGUGAAAGCGGCCAUGGGCAGGACGGUUGCCAAGGCCAAAAUUUUCUUCAAAAAUUAA